This is a messenger RNA of Pecten maximus, 1737 nucleotides long. RefSeq lists its product as uncharacterized. Bases 340 to 1737 code for a protein of 465 amino acids. Gene Ontology annotation, molecular function: protein binding. The record is from RefSeq and is a predicted model, not a curated record. NCBI's taxonomy places the organism in Eukaryota, Metazoa, Mollusca, Bivalvia, Pectinida, Pectinidae. The transcript is spliced from 3 exons.
UUAACAGGACAGCUUCUAACGAGGGAAUACAGUAGUUAAUAGGACAACUUCUAUCUACAAGCAGUAACGAGACAGUAAUCGGAUAUCAAAUGGAAUAUGUAAAAACGGAAUAGAAAAUGGUAAAUCCCUUGAAAAAAGUCUUCAGUAUUAACUAUGAGAGAUUCUUACUCAAGAAUUAUCACGCUGGAACAAUGAUGAAUAUAAGUAUUGCGACUUAUAGAAUAGAAUUUGGUGAGACAUUGCCGAUCUGUGGACAAUCCAUCUAUAAUGAAGAUAUGUGCGCACCUACAGUUCGGUUGACAUGGUUGUCAUUGAUUCUUUAGAAACGCAGUUUUAAGCAUGUCUGCAAUCUGUAGGUGUGUGUUUGAGCACAUCAGAUCGGGAGAACCAUGUCCACUUACUGGUCAAUACAUAUCAAAGUUGCAGCAGGAUUUCGAAUCAAGGUUCCAUUUAAACCAGGACAACAUCUCACCACUUCUUGCUCAAGUUCUGGACGACGUUCACGGCACAGAGGAAAUGGUGAAAAUUAGAAGAAAAGUGAAAAGUAUCGCGGAAUACACACGAUAUUAUCCCGAUGGAUGGAAACACGUCACCCUUGGAAGUCGUGGGGAUGGCUUUUUAAUGCCUGGACUUGAUUUCGAUGUUUUGACAAUCAAGACAACCGUGGUAGUAACAUACCCUGAUCAGCUACACCUACUCCCGCGACACAGCUCAGACAAGACUAUUCUGUUAAUGAGACCAGCCGGUCUUAGACCAGGGUACGUAUCCCUUGAAGUAGCUCAAAUUGCAAAUGGAUUGGGGAAAUCGUAUCCAUUUCAAUAUGCAAUUGUUCCUAUUGGACGUUCGUUGUUUUUGUCCAGUGAUAUGUUUAGGCAGAAAGUUGUCGAUUUGAUGUCUGUAUUCGACCCUAGACACUGUGUUUCCAAUGGACCUUGCUGUACGUUACAAUGUAAAAGUCAUCGCCAUGACAAUACGUUUGCCUUCCCUAUUGUGUGUUGGCCUAGAGAAGCUCAUGAAUGGAUACAUCGGCCUCGACUCUAUGGUUGGCCAGCUCAGACAAUGAUUGAUAAGAUCAUUCAGGGUGGGUGUCAUGUCGUACCAGUUGGUGAUAAAUGUUCCACAGACACACUGCUACAAUGGAGGACCUUCUUUUGCCUGUGCAGAGCAGAUGCUGGUUCAUUCUCUUACACAUCCACAGUUCAGGGAUGUUACAGAAAAACAUUGCGUCUGUGUAGUGAAAUGAUGUCGACUUAUCGACUUUUCAUUGGCGAUCAAAUGCCUCUCAUUGAUGAUCAAUUUUUUGAACCAUACGAACGGCUGUACUGUGGGAAAGAAUACACACUGUGGCAAAAAUUCAAGGAAGGCGUCUAUUUUCCAGUUUGCUUUAACAAGGAUAAUAUUAUGCUUUGUCCUCCUCAUUUACACACGGAAGUCACUAAAAUGCCUAGAGUAGAUAUUCCACCACUGCCAUACGCAAUAUUCCUGUCUUUCCUGUGCUACCACGAACUUGGUGACUUGAGGAGACGUGACACGGAGCUAGUAAACUUGCGGGCGGCGAACUAUGACCCUUAUCAAGGGGGACACGACUACUGGAUAGUUCACACAAUACUUGGGAUCUGUUACCAAACUGUGGGAGACAAGCGCAGGGCGAUCAGGUCGUUUACAGAUUCUUUACGUGUGAAACCUGAUGGUAACCCUGCUAAGGACAGAAUAGAGGCUCUGCGGAAUUCGCGAUAG